AUGCCCGUGCGUUUACCGCGCAAGGCGGAUCUGUCGACACCGGCGAAGAAAGGUCGUACUCAGGAUGACACAGAUACCGAGAAAGAGAACACGAAAGCACCCAAGGGCAAGGUUAAGAAUGCGCGGCCCAAGAAAGUGGUCAAUGGGAAGGGAAAGCGAGCGUAUUGUACGUGCAGGGGACCAGACGAUGGUACACCCAUGGUGGCAUGCGCGGAAUGCGAUGAAUGGUACCAUUUCCGCUGUGUCGACCUUGACGAGAGGGAUGCGGAGGAUCUUGCCGUUUAUAUAUGCCCUUCAUGUCAACAGAGAACUGGCCGGAGAUCAGUCAUGGAAUGGGAGGGCUCCGAAGCGCUGGAAGAGGCCAAAGUCCAGGAAUCACCUACAGUUCAGUCAAAGAAGAAACGCACGCGAUCCCGGCCUCCCGAAGAUGACUCAGAACCAUCAGAGAAGGAGGCUUCAGACUUCGAGAGCGAUGGCAGCGGUGACGACGAGUAUGUGGAGGAUGUAGGACGAAGAGGUUCCAAAGGCAACGCGAAGAAGCGAGUUGUCCACAUCUCUUCCGAGUCGGAAUCCGGCGAUGAACAUAACCAUGUCCGGUCGCGUCGUCGCGCGAGCACGGUGUCUGGUCGCAGGAAAUCAGCGUCGCCACAUCCCAGUGCACAUCUGAAACGGAAGGGCUCAAGCGCCGUCCAGUCCCCGGCACCCAAACGCAAAAAGUCCGACAACUCCAAUGCGGAAGAUCCUGCAAGAAAGUACUGUCUUGGGAAAUAUGAGGAGAUGUUCUGUCAAAUCUUCGCGAAGUUUCCCCACUUGCCGAAUGAUGAGGAUGGUAAUCACGACGUAGAGAAGGACCCCCAGGAGCUGACACCCGAAGAAAAAGCGCUUGUGGAAGACAAAGCGAAGCAGUUCGCUGCUGAGCUAGAGCGGUGCAUUUUCGAUACCUAUGCUGAACCUGGACAUCAGGGAAGGCCUGUAGCGGGAGCAAAGUACAAGGAGCGUUUCCGGAUGCUGACCUUUAAUUUGAGCAAACCUGACCGUGUCACUCUCCACAAAAACAUCGCAUCUUCGCGCAUUACUCCCAAAGACUUAUCGCUUAUGUCUUCUACUGACCUUGCGAACGAGGAAUUGAAGCAGUCCAUAAAGAUAGCUGAACAGGAGGCAUUGGAGCACUCGAUUUUGCAGAAGACGUCGGCACCGCGUGCCAAGAUCACGCAUAAGGGUUUACAGGAUAUCGAGGAUGUGCAUGGUGAGACGACGAGCCAACGUAUAGAGCGGGAACGCGCGAGAGAGCAGUUGGAGGAGGAGAAGAGGGAACGGGAGAGGUUGGCCCGUCUUAAGGCAGCUCAGAGGGGAUCUGUACCGCCUGAGUCCCCCGUUACGCCUCAGUCGGCAAGUUGGGGUGGGCCUCCGCCUGUGCCUCAGCAUGCCAUGCAUGGCGAGCCCUCGACACACUUCGGCUCUAUGAGGCCCCCAGCGAAUCCGCUAUUUAUCCCGACUCCGUCUGAGAUGAAUACGCCUGUCGUGAACGAGCUAAAUCUGGCCGAUCUCAUUAACUUGGAUGAAGAAACGUCGUCUCCUACUAAUGAGCCUCCUCCGACGCCCUUCGAAGCGGACUUAUCUCUGGUUUCAAGUGAAACUAAGGUCGACGGACAACCGGAGCAUGAAGCAUCUCCCGUGCAACCUACCGGUAUCUCUCCUUUUGCUGCCGGUGUUUCGCGUCCGGACCCUACAGCGCGUACCUCCUUCGACUUGAAUUCCUUCUGGUCUUCCGGUGAUCAAGAGAAACCCCAUACACCGCCGAGGACGCCCACACCGCCGCCAGCGGCUCAGGAUGACCAGAGAGAUAUCAACAUGGAGGCGGCCGAAGGCCAGGGUGCUGAAGAUGAAGACUUCGACAUGUUCCUUGAGCGGGAUGAUGAAGCAUCUAAGGGAGAAUCGAACAAUUUUCAACCUAAUAUUCUUCCUAUAGAGAAACAGCCGCAAGUCUUCACUGGAGCUGUGAGUACCCCCUCGAUCCCUCGUCUGUCGAUGCCUAUAGAUGAUGUUGUACCUCAAAACACACCGGUGGUGGCGUACCAAAUGGGUGGUCGGUCCAUACCGUCUACAUCACCACUGUGGCGAACCUUGUUCCCGUCAUCGGAACUCAGGAUUGACGGACGGGUAGCCGUAGACAAGAGUUCACAGUUCUUGCUUCAAAUGAGGAUGAACGCCACGAAGGAACUGAUCGCGGUGGCUUUUGCACCCAUCGCAGGAACAGAGCACCUGUUACGGAAGCUUUCCGAUUACCUCAGGACCAAGAAUCGUCAUGGUCUCAUCUUCCCAUGGGGCCAUCAUCCCAAGGACCACCAUCCAGGCCGGGAACUAUAUAUUAUCCCGCUUUUGGCUACGGAACCCAUACCUGAAUAUAUGGAACUCUUGGAUGAAUUGCGUCUACCUAAAUUACGCGACGCCGAUUACCUCGUCGGUAUCUGGGUCUUGAACAAGGGCAAACUGGCUCCUCCCCCAACUCCACAAGCCGCACCUGUACCACCUCAGCAAGCCAGUGCGCAACCUGUACAACCAUCAAGUUCGUUCCAGCCUCCAGCUGGGUCCCCGCCCAAUAACGUUUCUCUGCCUGUGCCUAUAUCCGCACCCGCACCCGCACUCGCACCCGCUGUUCCUUCAGUUACUCCAGUGCCCGCAGUGCCUUCCAAUCCCGUCUCGCCUCCCAUCGUCAAUCCGUCCGCUGUCGCCGCUGAACUCGCGACAUUGACACCCGAGCAAAUUCAGCUUAUGCUACAAACUCUCAGUACAUCAGGCUUGGUUCCACCGGUCAACGUUCCGCUGGCCCCGCCAUCAGUCCCUGUCCAACGACCUAUCCCCUCCCUGACAUCGCAGUCGCCACCCUGGCCUGUUGCUCCCCCAGGUCCCGGAUACGUGUCUGGAUAUCCCCAGAACUCGCCUUCAGGGAGCGUGACUCUCGAGGAGGGCCGCCCUGGGACAGGGAUGAGCGUGGAUGGCGCGGGGGCCCUAGAGGCCGCGGUCGAAGCCGAGGUGGACGCGGUCGAGGAAGAGAAGGCAGGGAUAGAGAGCAUGAUCGGCACGGCAGGCCUCAGGAUACAGGGUGGCCAAGACGUGGUCGUGGAGGCCCGCGGUAAAGUAUUGCACGAAGUCUCUUGGAUAGUGUUCUAUUUGUCUUCUCUAUUGCUCUCCAUGUAUGAACUCUACUGUAUCAGUACUGUGCAUUAG
Gloeophyllum trabeum ATCC 11539 is the source of this 3228-nucleotide messenger RNA. RefSeq lists its product as uncharacterized. The transcript is spliced from 9 exons. Gene Ontology annotation, cellular component: nucleus. The coding region runs from base 1 to 3228 and encodes 1075 amino acids. The record is from RefSeq and is a predicted model, not a curated record. Gene Ontology annotation, biological process: DNA-templated transcription. Lineage: Eukaryota; Fungi; Basidiomycota; Agaricomycetes; Gloeophyllales; Gloeophyllaceae.